GAGGACAUCAAGAGGUUCUGCCACCAGCUGUCUCUGUAUCAACAUUCAUCACUGAGGAGAAUAUACGAGUAUUACAGAGAUGAUCUGAUCUACAUCCUGGAGAACUUGGACACGAAAGCUCUUCUCAGAGAACUAAAGUCUCGGAAUGUCUUAAACACAGAUAAAUACAGGUCAGUACAAGAAGGACUGGGGGUUUCUGCCUUCGCUCACACCUUGUUACAAGAUAUUCAGGAUCGGGGAAGAGAAGCUGUGAUUGGACUCUGGGAAUGUCUCUAUGCACUACAGGAAGAUCGUCCUCCUCCUAUUUUAUUGGCCGUUCUGCAAGAAAUCAGCCUGACAGGUGAGCAUCUGGUGGAGCAGAUUCUGCUGGAUGAACACGGUUGUUCACUGACUCCGGAGCUGAAAGAUAUUCAGAAAAAGCACAAACAACAUCUGAUGGAGAAGACUGAGACUCUAGUGGAGCAUAGACCCCCAAGAACUACCCUGGAACCACAAAUAUUC
This is a messenger RNA of Staurois parvus, 501 nucleotides long. NCBI's taxonomy places the organism in Eukaryota, Metazoa, Chordata, Amphibia, Anura, Ranidae. The record is from the annotation of a GenBank genome assembly.